Molecule: messenger RNA, 1654 nt
Organism: Lottia gigantea (owl limpet)
Lineage: Eukaryota; Metazoa; Mollusca; Gastropoda; Lottiidae
Exons: 15
Coding region: 198-1307 (369 amino acids)
Molecular function (GO): NAD+ binding; histone deacetylase activity, NAD-dependent
Source: RefSeq, a predicted model, not a curated record
UUUGUUGUUUAUGUGUAAGAUGUGGCAACGUGCAUAGAGACACAAUACGAGGCUAGCUAUUGAGAGAAAACAGUGCAGUCAGACAGAAGCUUACUCUCUUCUCUGUAGGCUUCAUAUUUUCCUGGAGAUAAUAAAUUCUAUGAUAGGCUGUAUCAGAAUUAAAUAUUCUCUUACAGGAAUCAAUUAUAAAACCAAUCAUGGCUGAAUCUAAAGAAAAUAAGGAUAAUAACCAGACAUCAGAAACUGAAAAAGAUGAAACAGAAAGUUCUGGUUUAGACUGGUUAGCUGGUUAUAUGAAACAAUCAUUGGGUUUGACUGAGAAUAAAGCUGUUAAAGUACUAGAUGAAGUUAGUUUUGAAGGAAUAGCUAAAUAUAUUAAAGAAAAAAAAUGCAAAAAUAUCAUAACAAUGGCAGGGGCUGGUAUUUCUACUUCUGCAGGUAUACCAGAUUUCCGUAGCAAAGGAACUGGUUUGUAUGACAAUUUAGAGAAAUAUAAUUUACCAUGUCCAGAAGCUAUUUUUACCAUUGAUUAUUUUAAGGAAAAUCCAGAGCCAUUCUUUGUUUUGGCUAAAGAACUUUUUCCAGGAAAAUUUAAGCCAACACCUUGUCAUUAUUUUAUAAGAUUAUUACAUGAUAAAGGUCUGUUAUUACGUCACUAUUCACAGAAUAUUGAUACAUUAGAAAGGGUAGCUGGUCUACCAGGAGAGAAACUAGUUGAAGCUCAUGGUACCUUUCAUUCCUCUCAUUGUUUAAUAUGUGAUAAACAAUAUACAUUGGAAUGGAUAAAAGAGAAGAUAUUUAAAGAUACAAUACCAAAAUGUGAUGAAACUGAAUGUGAUGGUGUAGUUAAACCAGAUAUAGUGUUCUUUGGUGAAGCUCUACCAAAAAGAUUUGCUGAAUGUUAUGCAGAGGAUUUUGGUAAAUGUGAUAUGUUAAUAGUAAUGGGAACAUCAUUAAAAGUUCAACCCUUUGCAUCAUUGACCAGCAGAGUUCCUGUAGAAUGUCCUAGAUUAUAUAUUAAUUUAGAGAAAACAGAUGAUUCUUCAGGUAAUUUUCUAGCAGCUUUAAUGUUUGGUCAUAACUUUGAUUUUGAUUCCGAGGAUUGUUACAGAGAUGUGUUUAAACAGUCAACAUGUGAUGAUGGUUGUCUAGAAUUAGCUGAUAAAAUAGGUUGGAAGAAAGAAUUGGAUAAAUUAAUAAAAGAAGAAUAUAGUAAAAUUGAUAAAGAAAAUAAAACAGCAGAUAAAUCUCCAGCCAAGUCACCAUCUACUGCCUCUGGCUCUAAGACAAAAAGUAAACAAAGUUAAGGACUGCCAUAAAUAGACAAUAGUUUAGCAUGGGUUUGACAGAGUAGGGAAGUGUGUCAACAUGUUUUCUUAUUGGUGUAAUCUUUUAAUUCUCUUUAUUUAGACAUCUUUUACAAAUAUAGUCAUUGGUUUUCAGCGUCUGAUCAUUUUAAUUUACAAAUAUUUGUUCUUGUUUAUUUUAUGAUCAUUAUUAAUGAUAUAUCUGAACCACAGAAUAGACCUGAUAAGGAAUUAGCCUCUCCUCAUACCAAAUUAUGAUGUAUUAUAAUUGUUUGUUGUAUAUAAUUUUAAUAUUUAUUAUUGGUUGUUAUGUUUGUAUGAUAUUGAAGUAAUAUAUCAGGUGUUCC